Molecule: messenger RNA, 3979 nt
Organism: Seriola dumerili (greater amberjack)
Lineage: Eukaryota; Metazoa; Chordata; Actinopteri; Carangiformes; Carangidae
Gene: erap1b
Product: endoplasmic reticulum aminopeptidase 1-like
Biological process (GO): proteolysis; peptide catabolic process
Cellular component (GO): cytoplasm
Molecular function (GO): metalloaminopeptidase activity; peptide binding; zinc ion binding
Source: RefSeq, a predicted model, not a curated record
CCAGCAUGCAAUUCCUCCUUUAUCUGUUUCACUUUCACUCUUGCAUUUCAUUGUGCGCGCAGAAGACGACACGGUGAGGUGAUUUCCUGCUUUCACUGUCACCAUGUUUGUGGCUCCUCUCCUGCUGCUGCUGUUCGGUCCCUUCGCUCCCUCAUCUGGAGCACAGCUGCCAAAUGAAGGCCAAGCCAAAGACCCCCCCAUAGCUACCAACGGCCAGCCAUUCCCCUGGGAUCGCAUGCGACUUCCCAAAACCGUCUCCCCCAUCCACUACGACCUGAUCAUCCACCCCAACCUGACCACCUUCGACUUCACCGGCGUUGCUCGUAUUGAGUUGGAUGUGCAUGAAGACACCAGCGUCAUCAUUCUCCAUGCCAAGCAGAUGCAGAUCUCCAAUGUGCUGCUCCUGGCACCUGAAGGUGUGAGGCCUCUUCAGGUGUUGGAGAAUCCUCGUUUCCAUCAGCUCGCCCUGCUGUCAGACUCCGUGCUGACUAAAGGGAGGAAGUAUGAAGUUCAGCUGGGGUUUGCUGCCAACUUAUCUGACAGCUACCAUGGUUUCUACAAAAGCAGCUACCGCACCAGCACUGGGGAAGUCCGGUUCAUGGCCUCCACACAGUUUGAGGCGACCUUUGCUCGUGGAGCCUUCCCCUGUUUUGAUGAGCCUGCCUUCAAAGCCAACUUCACCAUACGGAUUACACGAGAGCCACGCCACAUAGCCAUAUCCAACAUGCCUAAGGUUAAAACAGUGGAGUCCAGGCGCUUGCUAGAGGAUAACUUCGACACCACUGUAAAGAUGAGCACUUACCUGGUGGCCUACAUUGUGUCUGAUUUCCUGUCUGUGAGCAAGACGACUCAGCACGGCGUCAAGAUUUCAAUCUAUGCUGUACCUGAGAAGAUUGACCAGACAGCAUUUGCACUGGAUGCUGCUGUGAAGCUGUUGGACUUCUAUGACGACUACUUUGAUAUUCCUUACCCACUUCCCAAACAGGACCUGGCUGCUAUCCCUGACUUCCAGUCAGGUGCGAUGGAGAACUGGGGGCUGACCACCUACAGAGAGACGGGCCUCCUCUUCGACGCCGACAGGUCUUCAGCUUCAGACAAACUUGGCAUCACCAAGGUCAUCGCCCAUGAGCUUGCACACCAGUGGUUUGGGAACCUGGUGACGAUGGAGUGGUGGAAUGACCUGUGGCUCAACGAGGGUUUCGCCAAGUUCAUGGAGUAUAUUUCUCUCGACAUCACCUACCCAGAGCUGCAUGUGGAUGACUUCUUCUUGGGGAAAUGUUUUGAGGCCAUGGAGGUAGACUCCCUCAGCUCCUCCCACCCAGUCUCCACCCCCGUGGAAAACCCCAUGCAGAUCCAGGAGAUGUUCGAUGAUGUGUCUUAUGACAAGGGAGCAUGUAUUCUGAAUAUGCUGCGGGACUUCCUGACUCCAGAGGCCUUUGAGAUCGGCAUCAUCCAAUACCUGAAACGCUACAGCUACCAAAACACUGUCAACAGCCACCUGUGGGAGAGCCUGACUAAUAUCUGCGACUCAGAUGAUCUGGACGAAGGCCGAAUGAAACACAAAGAAUUCUGCUCCAAACGCCACGUCCCGUCUGGAGCCUCUAAGUGGUACUCUGAUGAUGAGCUGGACGUCAGGGCCAUCAUGGACACCUGGACACUGCAGGAGGGCUUCCCGCUGGUCACUGUAGAGGUCAGAGGUCGGGAGGUCAGACUCAGUCAGGAGCGUUACCUGAAGACAGAUGACCCCUCCCUCACUGAAGGAUUCCUGUGGCAGAUUCCACUGACGUACAUGACCAGCGCCUCCAGCACCAUCCACCGCUUCCUGCUUAAAACAAAGACUGACGUGCUUUACCUGCCGGAAGAGGUGGACUGGGUGAAGUUCAAUGUGGACAUGAGCGGCUACUACAUGGUCCACUACGCAGACAACGGGUGGAACUCCAUUAUCAGACUGCUGCAACACAACCACACGGCCCUGACCAGCAACGAUCGUGCCAGCCUCAUCCACACCGUCUUCCAGCUGGUCAGCAUAGGGAAGGUGAGGUUGGACACGGCUCUGGAGCUGUCUCUGUACCUGUCCAGAGAGACUGAGAUCAUGGCUGUGACUCAGGGCUUUGGAGAGCUCGUACCUCUCUACAAACUGAUGGAGAAGAGGGACAUGCCGGCUCUGGAGAACCAGAUGAAGGGCUACAUUGUGGAUCUGUUCAGGGGGCUGAUUGAUCGGCAGGAGUGGUCUGACUCCGGAUCAGUGUCUGAGCGAGUGCUCAGGAGUUACCUGCUGCUGUUCGCCUGUGUAAGGAACUACACUCCCUGUGUGACCAAAGCCACCCAGCUCUUUAACCAGUGGAAGGCCUCUGAUGGCAAAAUCAGCCUCCCUGUCGACAUCACAAUGGCUGUGUUUGUGAUUGGAGCUCGAACACCAGAGGGGUGGAACUUCUUGUUUGAGAAGUACCGCAAUUCGAUGCAAAUGUCUGUCAAGAGCCGCAUGAAAACUGCCAUGACUGUCACCCCCCUGCAGGACAAGCUCAAGUGGAUGAUGGAGCAGAGCCUCCGCGGUGAUGUGAUGAAGACUCAGGACCUCCCAGACGUGGUCGUCUCAGUCAGCAGAAACCCCCAUGGCUUCAAACUGGCCUGGGACUUCCUCCGAGCCAACUGGCACACCCUGAUCAAGAAGUUCGACCUCGGCUCCAGCACUAUAUCAUACAUGGUGACUGGGGUGACCAACCAGUAUUCUACCCGGGAGAUGUUAAAUGAGGUACGAAGCUUCUUCGGCUCCCUGACCGAGGAGACGGGCUCGGAGAUGAGGUGUAUCCAGCAGACAUAUGAGACCAUUGAGGAUAACAUCCGCUGGAUGGACACCAACCUUCCUCUGCUGCGGGCCUGGCUGGACAAACACAGACACAAAGGGCCUCAUGAGGAUUUAUAGCGCCAGGUGAAGCAAAAAGUCUAAUGUGGAUAAUAAUGUUGCUCAAAGCAGAAACUACUACAAGUGUGGACACAAGUCAAAAAUUGGAUGACUUUAUAUUUGACGACUAAUCAAGAAGAUUUGCAACUCAACUUUGACUUGAACGGCAAUAACUCCUGACUUCAUUUGGAUGGUAGAUUUUUAACUCAGAGAUUUAAAAACAUCAACAAGAAGUAUCAUGCUUUGGAAUUUGAUGACCCACUUUUUUCACUUCACACUUCUGUAAAUUACAGCCUAAAGAAAUACUGUCAUGUGAUCCAUAAGAGACACAUUCCCUCAGUAUGUGAAAGUAGCCUUAAGAAAUGCCUUAAAGAACCAGAUUAUGUGAGAGGUCUGAGUUAGCAACAUCAUUUUAAAAGGAAAAAAAUAUUCAGGGGGGGGUUGUUUCCCAAUGAAAGUGCUCUCCAAAAGACAGUCUGAGUGUUUCUGCUCACUGCUGUCUGUGUGUAUCUGUAUAUGUUGGUCGGUAUUGUGUGUGCUUGUGCAUGUGUGUGUGUUUUUGGGGUUAAGUUCAAAGAUGGGUGCAGCACUCCCUGUCUAAAGUCUCAGUUUUUAUGAAGGUGAUUUUCAUUCAUGCUGCAAUAUGACUGAAGACAGCAACAUAAAGGUGGUACAGUGCUGUUUAGGUAGCAGACCACUUCUUCCCAUGAAAAACAAAGACAAACAAAAAUAAGAUUGGACAUGCGCCCUAGAGAAAGAAGCCAAAAGGAGACUUGCUACGUCCAGCCUUCAGUGCUGCAAAAAUGUGGGAAUACCCACAACAGCUACAUCUGACAAAAGGUCAACCUAAUGCACUUGUUAUAUUUUUGUAUAGUUCAAGUGUUUUUAAACCAUAAUUGAGAUAAAACAACAGAUCAGAUCAUUUUUGCACAGUUUGAGUUUCCAAUAUUGGGAACAUGAAUAACUACUGUAAAAUAUUUUUUUUUUUUUUUUUUUUGUCCGAAUUUACAGCAAUUCUGAUAUUUUCCAAGCAGAAUAUGUGUUGAAUUAAAUAUUAAAAAUGAAAAAUUCCCUUAA